This is a messenger RNA of Culex pipiens pallens (northern house mosquito), 1037 nucleotides long. RefSeq names its product DNA repair protein RAD51 homolog 3-like. Gene Ontology annotation, molecular function: ATP binding; four-way junction DNA binding; ATP hydrolysis activity. Gene Ontology annotation, cellular component: replication fork; Rad51C-XRCC3 complex; Rad51B-Rad51C-Rad51D-XRCC2 complex. NCBI's taxonomy places the organism in Eukaryota, Metazoa, Arthropoda, Insecta, Diptera, Culicidae. The coding region runs from base 94 to 921 and encodes 275 amino acids. The transcript is spliced from 5 exons. The record is from RefSeq and is a predicted model, not a curated record. Gene Ontology annotation, biological process: reciprocal meiotic recombination; DNA repair; meiotic DNA recombinase assembly.
UUCCCCUCAACAGCGCGCGCAAUUUUUUAAACAUUUGAAUUUUAUCAAAAAGUUUUAACUAAAUUACUUUAAAAUAGCGUAAUUUGACCUAAAAUGUUCACCAAAACGUGCGCCGAUUUGCUGCAGCAGGAAGCCCGACUGCCCGGCAUCAUAACGUUCUGCAAGGACCUGGACCACGCAAUCGGUCACUCAGGCGUGUCCGUUGGCCUGAUUACGGAGUUUUGCGGACCACCGGGCAGUGGUAAGACGCAGAUGUGUUUACAGCUCUGCGUAAACGCUAACCUUCCUUCAGAGCUUGGAGGUCUCGGAGGGAAGUCACUUUACCUUGACACGAAUUUCGGUUUUAGUCCCGAUAGAUUAAGAGAAAUUGCAACAGCAUGUGUUCAGCAUUGCCAAAGAAUAGUCCGUACUAGCCGGCCGCAGCUGGCGGAAGUUACCUCGAAAUUUACCGCGGAAAGUAUUGUGGAAAGUGUGCUCUACAAUCACGUGCACGUUUGUAACGAUUUAACCAAAAGUAUUGACACGCUGGAGAGGCUACUCAAAUUAGGGGAGAAGAUUCGACUCGUCGUAAUAGAUUCGUACUCAUUUCUGAUAAGAUGCAACAUUGAGAAUACCUUGGAACGAAUCCGGAUAGACCACACGGUAUUAAACAGGUUGCAGAUUCUCGCUCAGCAGUUCAAGUUUGCAAUCGUCCUCACAAACGACGUGACCACCAAACUGAACGGAACCGAGCCGAGCACGAUUGCCCCGGCCCUUGGCGACAGCCACGGCCACCGGAUCAACCAGCGGAUUGUGCUGGGGCAAACCGGCAGCGAGCCCGGCAUGUUUGUGGCAUCUGUAGAAAAAGGCUUUCACCGGCCUCGGAUGGCGGUCAAAUUUCAAAUCAGCUCUGCCGGAGUGCGGGGAGUUCGGAAAAAGUAACAAUCUACCUCUGGUGGAAACAUUUUAUUUCUUCUCAAACCGAUGCGAAUUCUGUGAUAAGUGUGUGCCACACAUGACUUACCCUUUUCAAUAAAUAAUUGCUAGUGCAUGCUUAA